Miscanthus lutarioriparius is the source of this 345-nucleotide messenger RNA. Lineage: Eukaryota; Viridiplantae; Streptophyta; Magnoliopsida; Poales; Poaceae. The record is from the annotation of a GenBank genome assembly.
AUGGGAAGGCCGUCCAUUGAGGCGCUGGCAAUGGCGGACGCCGACUGGCGGGCGCAGCACUACGCCUUCGACGACGACGACGACGACGACGACGACCAAGCAGGCGCGCCGCCGGAGCACCUGCGCGCCUUCGAGGCGUUCAUCGACGCGGUGGUGCCGGCGGACAUGGUGCUGGCGUUCGGGCGCGAGCAGAGCGCGCGCGCGCGGCGCGGGGAGCGGCGCCCAAGCCACCAGGAGGACGUCAAGGAGAAGCUCAAGCUCUGGGCCAAGGCCGUGGCCGCCAAGGCGAGACAAGACAUCAUCAAACACAACAACAAGAAUAAUGCAUGCGUACACGGUGUCUAG